Rhineura floridana is the source of this 1752-nucleotide messenger RNA. It is a transcript of the gene GFRAL, whose product is annotated as GDNF family receptor alpha like. Gene Ontology annotation, cellular component: external side of plasma membrane; signaling receptor complex. Gene Ontology annotation, molecular function: signaling receptor activity. Lineage: Eukaryota; Metazoa; Chordata; Lepidosauria; Squamata; Rhineuridae. The record is from RefSeq and is a predicted model, not a curated record. Gene Ontology annotation, biological process: nervous system development. The coding region runs from base 1 to 1659 and encodes 552 amino acids. The transcript has 10 exons.
AUGAACACUAUUCUGCUGAUGGUGCUGGGGCUACAUUCUGUGCAUAUGUCUGCUUUCCAGACCUCCAAGUGCCAAGAGCUGAGAGACAGAUGUACAGCUGCAGAGUAUGGUUGCAGAAGUGUCUGGAAUUUACUUGAAGAAGUUUGUUGCAUUUCAGGCAACAGCUACACAGUGAAAGAUUCAACAAAUUGCAAUAAAAUCAUCCAGUUCUUAGUCGACCAGUUCCCAGAAUUUAAAGAUUGCAUCUGCACAAAAGAUAACUGUAGCAUCAAAAUGUUGCUUGGCAAGCAAUGUUUCAGUGAUAAAGGGAAAUCAGAGCCUACUUCAAGUACAGAUGUCCAGUUAAAAUUCCUGCCAUGGACAACAUCGCCAGAGAUGGCACAUCCACGCACCUUAGGAAUCGACUGUGCAGUUGCAAAGGAAAUCUGCCGAGGAGAUGACACCUGUUCUUUGCGGUAUAAGAAAUUCCAGAGAGUGUGCAGAACAGAGGUAGCCAAAUGUAGCCUCCGAAUGGUGGUACAGCAAUGCUUCACAGCAUGGAAAGAGUUAAGCAAAACAGUCCUGGGUAACUGCACAUGCCCAGAACCAGUGCAUAAACGAUGCACUAAAAUAUGGAAAAAUAUCUUUAACAACACAUGCUUACAACACAUUCAGGAAUAUCGAGCCUCUGUCGUUCAUAAGGAAACCAAUACAGGCGAGAGUACUUAUGGCUUUGAUGCAGAUAAUCUGAAAAUAAAAUCAGAGUGGAAGGUAUCAGCUCUUUCAAACUAUGAAUACAAACAUCUGCGUUCCUGCUUCCAAGUAAACAUGGACUGCGUUAAUGAUGAAGUCUGUAACAGACAACUAUCUCUGUACCUUCGAGUUUGCCAAGCAAAUGGAACUCAGUGCAAUCUGAAUCACUGCCAAGCGGCCCUGCAGUCCUUCUAUGAAAAUAUGCCUUUUAACAUUGCCCUGAUGUUGACAUUUUGUGAUUGCCUGCAAUUGGAUGAAAAUUGCCAUCAAGCCAAAGGAUUCCUUCAUGGCAAACCGUGUGGAGGCAACAUUGUCCCACCACCUUCAUGUCUAAGUGUCAUUCACAUGUGCCAAGGAAACCAUAUCUGCUGGGCCAAAUAUGAAGCAUUUACGUUAACGUGUUUAAAACUCUUCCCCCGAGCAUGCCUUGAAGAUAAAGCCUGCCUAGAAAUUUUGGACACGAAUGAUCUGAUUUGCUCUGACAGUGCAGAGUGCAGAGCUGCUUAUAUAGGAAUGUGGGGGUCUGUCCUGCGAGUCGAGUGUACCUGUGACACCACACCACUGGCUGAGCAGCCUGUAUGCAAGCGGUUCUAUAACAUACUCCACAGCAAAUCCUGCUUCACUCAGAUAUCAGGUGGCAAGGCUGACCUUUAUUCAUCACAUAUAGAUCUAUCUGGAAAAAUACUUCCUGUAACCGGAGAACGGUCUUUAUUUUAUGAUGACACAGUCGUUAUAAUUAUAUACAUCUCUUGCAUAAUCCUGGUCCUGGGGAUAAUCCUGCUGACUUUGUUAAAGACCAGAGCUUGCACAACUGUGUAUCAGGCCAAGACUGCUUCACCAGCCCAUUUAUCUGAGAAGCUCAUGAUAUCUCAACAACCAUGGAUCAUCAAGUGUGUUGAUAAUGCCUUUUCAGGUUCUUCUCAUUAGCCAGCCUGUUGCACAUGAACCAUGGAAGUUCUCUUGAGAGAAACCAUGAUCCACUUCAGCAAACACUGGGCAACGUACUACACAAGAGGGCAC